AUGAGGGCGAAGAUCACGAUGGGGAUAAUUAUGAGGGUGACGAAUUUGAGGGUGAUGAUUCUGAGUUUAAGAAUGAUAGUAGGAUUUGAGAAUGAUGUAGGGAUUGACAACGAAAAGGAUGUAGAGCCAGCGGAUGUAUAUGCCCCAUCUUUUGCACCCUUACAUGAAGUUAACACGAGAUAUAGGACAGUUGAUGAACUUGGUUUCACCUCAGAAGAGAUUGCAGUAGGUAGUACUUUCAAAUCGAAAGCAGAUUUGCAGUUCAAUCUAUCGGUCUUCACAAUGAGGUUGAAUUUUGAAUACCACAUGAAGAAAUCUACGAAGAGUUUGUUAACUGUUGCAUGCUGCGAGAGUGAAUGUGAGGUAAUAAAACAUGAUCACAGACAAGCACGAAGUCGCAUGGUGGGUCAGAUCAUAAAGGCAAACCUUGAGGAUCCAAGUCGUCGUUAUAGGCCAAAAGAUAUUGUUAGUGACAUGCGUAGAGAUUACGGUGUUAACAUCCGUUACGAAAAGGUGUGGCGUGCGAGAGAAGUAGCGUUGGACUUAUUGAUGGGUUCGUCUAAGAAGUCUUAUACUCUACUGCAUAAAUAUGGUGAGGCGUUAAAACAUGUGAACCCAGGUACGGUAUUUAAUUUGAAGCUUGAAGAUGAUAAAUAUUUUCAAUAUGCUUUCAUGACCCUUGGAUGCUUUAUCAGGGGGUUCAGAAGUUGCAUUCACUCUGUACUUGUCAUUGACGAUGCUCAUUUGAAAGGAAAAUACAGAGGUGUGAUACUUAUUGCUUCUUCGGUCGAUGGUAAUAAUCAAAUUUACCCAGUAGCAUUUGGAAUCGUUGAUAGGGAAACAGACAACUCUUGGACAUGGUUCUUAGAGCAAAUGAAAAUGUCUAUUGGAGAGGUAGAUGGAUUGGUUUUUGUGUCCGACCGGCACCAAACCAUUAAUAAUGUUGUUGCUACUGUAUUUCCUAAUGUCGAACACGUCACUUGCAUGCAUCACGUCAAGAUGAAAUUGAAUGAUAAGUUCAAGGACUAG
Molecule: messenger RNA, 1029 nt
Organism: Momordica charantia (bitter melon)
Lineage: Eukaryota; Viridiplantae; Streptophyta; Magnoliopsida; Cucurbitales; Cucurbitaceae
Source: RefSeq, a predicted model, not a curated record